Messenger RNA from Bactrocera oleae (olive fruit fly), 6110 nucleotides. The record is from RefSeq and is a predicted model, not a curated record. NCBI's taxonomy places the organism in Eukaryota, Metazoa, Arthropoda, Insecta, Diptera, Tephritidae.
AAAAUGCGCAACGCGAUUUUCGGAAAAGUUUUUGUUUUGAUUUUUGUCUUUAUAAAAUUCCUUAAUCCGGAAUUGAGUUAUUUAUAUACACAAUGAAAUAAUAGUGCCUAGAAGUGAUAAAACAAAUAUAUACUGUUAGAAAUACCUCAAGUAUGUAAAGUUAUUAAAUUGAGUUUCCUUAAACCACUUGUUUGCUAAUAAAGCGUCGCUUCUAAGCUACAUAUGUGUGUAUGUGGAAAUAGAUGAUGUUUUUCUACGAAAGCUGCUCAUAAAUAAUAUUAAGUGAAGUUAUAACAAGAAAAAUGGCUGAUAUUAUAAUAUAUAUGUAUUUAUGAAAAUUAUAAAAUUUCACUCAAAAAGAGAAUGCAAUUCAUUUAUAUUAAAGACAAUUGUGAUAGUGAAGUAAAAAAGUUCUUUCUGUAGGUUAAAAAAAAUGUAGAUAUUCCACACGUAUACAACUAUGACGACAGCCAGAAAAUUGUGCAUUUUGCUCAAGUAAAUUUUCUCAAACAGGUGUGCGUACAUACAUACGUACCCACGUUAUGUCGGCAUAAAUAUAAUGCUUUGCGCCUCGAACUGGUGUAUAAGAAAAGUGCAAAUGAAGUGCAGAUAGUAGUGCUCGUAUCAAAAGUCGCGUGUGAAAUCCGAAAGCAAACAAACGCACGAAGCUUCUUGCAAACGUCAAACUGUGAAAACAAAAACAAAUGCGGCAAAAUGUACGCAAUUUUCUACUACAGUUAAACUGAAAUAACGACAACAAUAGCAACAACGAACUGCAACCGAGAAAAUUCGCGUUGAAAAAUGCCGACAUUGGCAGCAAAAAAUUCGCAAGCCACAAUUGCUAACAUGGCAACAGCAGCCACAACAACAACAACACCACCAACAACAGCAGCAAUGGCAAUAAAUUCCAGUGGUAGCGAGCAGUGCGACGCUGAUGUUAGUGCCGCAAGAAUAGCAACGCCAACCGACACACAAAACACCGGUGCCGCGUUGAACCAUCAUUAUCACCAUCCGCCGGCGCCACAUGGAGGCUCGCAUGCCGCUGGCAAUGUCUUGUCGCCGAUGAUGGCACCUGCAACAACAACUUCAGUCACAGCGGCUGGAGCUGCUACCGGCACCGUUGCAGCCAGUUUAACCACAUUUAACGGAAAUUCAAAUUUAAAUGUUGCCAACGGAAACAUCGGCGGCAAUAACAAUCAAAACAACAGCCACAAUCACAGUCACAGUACGCAUGCUGCUGUUGUGGACAAGAAGCCGUCGACAAACAUGCAUACAUCCCGUGAGGAUGUUGCACCACCACAACCACAAACACAACUACCACCGCCGCCGUUAACACAACUGCGUAAUGCCAUGUCGCCAACAGCGUCCAUCAACAAUCAGCAGUUGUCAGCCACUAGCAGUCAAAGCAAUCACAAUCAUAAUAACAACAACAACAAUAAUAGUAAUAUCAACGGUAACAAUGGCAGCAAUAAUAAUAAUAGCAAUGGUAACGGUAACGGCAGCGCAAACAUCAGCAGCAUUCUCAAAGGAAGUAAAGAAAAUUUGCUGCAGAACUGUUAUAAUGGAGCACCGACCAGUGAUAAUAUUGUUUUAGAUAUUGACGACCCUGGCGAUGGGCUGGGACCUUUACCGCCCAAGUGGGAGACCGCUUAUACCGAACGCGGAGAAUUAUAUUUUAUUGAUCACAACACCGGCACGUCACAUUGGCUCGAUCCGCGUCUAUCGAAAUUUCAAAAGAAAUCAUUAGAAGACUGCGGCGACGAUGAGCUGCCCUACGGUUGGGAGAAAAUCGAAGAUUCUCUAUAUGGUACCUAUUACAUAGAUCACGUUAAUCGGCGCACACAGUAUGAAAAUCCAGUUUUGGAAGCUAAACGACGCGCAGCGGAACAAAGACAAAAACAACAACAGCAGCCGCCGCCACCUGCACACAGUAGUACACAAAAUACACAAGGUGUCGGCUAUAUACCACAACAACAACCACCGCCACCACCACCUACUAAUCAACAAUCACAACAACAGCAACAACAACGCCCGCAAACACCGUCUACACAAAUGACAACUAAUUUGGUGAAUGGCGCUGGCAUUGGUGGCAAUGUAAUUGGCGCUGAUGAUGACGCUCGUGUUACUCCAGCGCUUGGCAACAACAUGAUUGAUAUAUCGCAGCGUGGUAUGCAACCACCGCCAACAAGCUCGGCUAUGCAGGCGGCACCAACAGCGCUGCUGGCAUACAAAUUCACGCGAAAUCCCGGCGAAAUGCAGGGCGAGCGCAUCACUGCGUCGUUGGUGAAGUCGGCACGCGGCCUGGGCAUCACCAUUGUGGGUGGCGAUGAUGGCGCGGAAGAGUUUUUGCAAAUCAAGUCGAUUGUGCCGCACGGUCCAGCGUGGUUGGAUGGUCAACUGCAGACCGGCGAUGUGUUAGUGUAUGUGAACGAUACCUGUGUGCUCGGGUUUACGCAUCACGAGAUGGUUAAUAUUUUUCAGUCGAUUUUGCCAGGCGAAACCGUUACAUUAGAGGUAUGCCGUGGCUAUUCUUUACCAUUUGACCCCAAUGAUCCCAACACCGAGGUGGUCACCACCAUAGCGGUGGAUGGCGUUAGUGUUGCAGCGACAGACAAACAACGUCGUAUGCUACUCGAUCUGCAUAUGGAUGGUAAUUAUAAUUUUCUUGAAACUAUUGGUGGCGAUGGGGCCGGCACAAAAUCUCACCCGCACAACCAAAUGCGCAAUCAACACUCACCAGUAACAGGCGGCCUAAAUGACGGCUUCAUUUUGAUGAAAAAACCAGAGUUGCAAGUGCAUACAUUUACGAUUGUCAAAGGUGCCAUGGGUUUCGGUUUCACCAUUGCCGACUCGGCCUAUGGUCAAAAGGUGAAGAAGAUACUCGACUACAAUUGUUGUACGCAACUACAAGAGGGUGAUGUACUAUUAGAGAUUAACGGUAUUGAUGUGCAUCAACAGAGUCAUCUUGAAGUAGUGCAGAUAUUGAAGGACUGUUCGAAAAUCGAGCCGACACAUAUGAAAAUCCAACGCGGUGGUCCAGCUUCGAAUAGUGCCAAUGCCUCACCAUCAGGCGGCGCUUAUAGUGCCACCAUUUUGAGUAAUCCACCGCCAACAAGCACUUCAAGCGGCAAUAGCCUGGGUAAUGUGGCGAAAUUACGUAAGAACUUUACGUCCUCAUUGUUUCGUAGCAAGACACCGACUGCCGAUCUAUACAGCACACAACAAAAGGAGAUUCUGCCAAUACGCCCAAAAACACCGCUGGUCGAUACGCGUCGUACACGCGCACAAACGCCUAAUGAUGAGCUACAGCAUAGUGUCGAUGUUAACGAUGGCAACGUUGAUGGCAGGUUGUCGGCCAGUAAGAGCCAGUUGUUGGAUGCUGCCACGCAUAAAUCCACAAAUAGUCUACAGGAAAUUGAGGCAAUUAGUCAAGAUAUACCAUUCUUGGAUCCAUAUCCGAAACUGGUGACCAGUUUGAGUGAGCGUUUGGCUGGUGCAACAUUGCUAAGCGAAAAUGCUGGCAAUAGUGGCGCCAAUGGUGGCAAUGUCGAUAAUAUGGGUGGCCUUAAUAUUGGCACUGGCUACCACCACGUCACUAGUCUGUCGAUGCCUUCAAGUGUUGCUGAUCCAAUGCGUUAUGAUCAUCAAGAGUACGUUUCAGCCGGCAUGCGUACAGGUGGUGGCAAUAACAUUUAUGGCAUGACUCCGCUGGCCAACAGCAUGAACAAUUUCUAUGCGCCACAACAAUUGCCCACACCGCCACAUCUUAGCAUUUCUGCCAGCAGUUAUUCACCAUCGUCGUCGCACGGUUUGACAACAACAGCCGCUACGCAUCACAAUAUCUUGCAUCAUCAUCCACUGCAAUUGCCGCCACCACCACCGGCGCCGCAUAUGCAUGCGCAUCAACACGGCUCCCAGUACUCACCGGCAUCUUUGCACGCGACUACGCCGUUACAAGCGGCACACAUACAAAAUGAGCGCAUGCAAAAACGUGUCAAUGAGCUGUUGAGUGACCGUCGUCGUGUGGGCUUCUCGACGCUUGAUAUGCCACAGCCACAGAAACUCUCACCAGCGCCUUACGUUAAUCAGCAAUUGUUGCACCAGCAGCAACCUUCACAACAUUCACCGGCUGUUAGUAGCGUAUCGCAACCGCCAACGUUGUCUUGGUUAGGUGCUAGCAACUACACCAAUACAAUGCAGUCAUCACCCAGCGGUAACUUACCAUUUCUACAACGCAAUGGCGGUGCAAUUGAUGCGUUCGAUGAACUGACGACGGAACAGUAUGAGUUGAGUGAAGUCACUUUGGAACGUCAGGCGCUUGGCUUUGGAUUUCGCAUUGUGGGCGGCACGGAGGAGGGUUCACAAGUGACCGUGGGUCACAUUGUUCCCGGCGGUGCUGCGGAUAAUGACCAACGCAUUAACACAGGUGACGAGAUACUCAGCAUAGACGGUAUCAAUGUGGUCAAUUCGUCGCACCACAAAGUUGUUUCACUAAUGGGUGAGGCGGCAUUGCGAGGACAAGUGACUAUGAUAUUACGUCGUCGCUUGCGGUUAACACAUCAACCACAUUUGUUGCAGCCACAACAGCAGCAAUUACCCUUGCCACCACCGCCGCCAUUAAACGUGCCCAUGCGCAAUACAUAUCGAUACCCAUAUGAUGUUAUAGUUAGUCGACACGAGUCCGAAGGCUUCGGUUUUGUAAUCAUAUCUUCGUCAAAUCAAUUCUACGGCUCUACUAUUGGCAAAUUGAUACCAGGCAGUCCGGCCGAUCGUUGUGGUGAGCUGAAAGUAGGUGAUCGUAUUAUCGCUGUAAAUCGCAUAGAUAUUUCCGGUAUGUCACAUGGUGAUGUUGUCAACCUCAUAAAAGAAUCGGGUCUUCAUGUGCGUUUAACAAUCGGUUGUCCAAAAGAUGCCUUGACAACACCGACGACUACAUUGGGCACACAAAAUUCAGCAUUACUCGUCAACUCCGCACAAGUGUCGCCUGGUCAACUAUCACAAAAUCAAUUAAUAUAUACACCGUUGACAACGCAACAGCAACAUAAACCACAGAUAUCGCCAAAUUUAUUAUCGAACAAUCAAAAUGGUGGCAACUACUUUAUGGAACAUCCCCGAACAAGCGCGGCAACAACAAUUUACGUACAACAACCGCAUACGCAAUCGCCAUUGCUGCAACAGCAACAGCAACAACAGCAAUUGCCACCACAAUUAUGACUUUGAGACUUGCGCAUAAGACUCUACAAAAGUUUCCUUUAGCACAACAACGUUGUAUAUACAAAUAUUUUAUAGGCGAAUAAUACAUUUUACAUUUCUUUAUAUUGGAAUUUUUUAAAAAUAGCCUAGUUCGUAUAUUAAUGUUUAUAUAGUUAUUUGUACGAUAUAUAUAAUAAUUGCACCUAUUAAUACAUACCUACAUGCAUACUUUUUCUAUACAUUUGUAUUUAUAUAUUAUUAUUUAAUAUUAAAAUUAGAAGUAUAUUUGUAAAGAUAUUUACACACUAACCCGUAUUGAAUCCCAAAGACUGAAUUUAGCCCCGUGCGCUCUUAAAAUGCGUCAAAAGCCACAAAAAAUUUAGAAAUCAAUAUCUACCAGUUAAGCAUUUGAUAUUAGACAUUUACAAAAUUGUUACAAUUUUUAAAUUUACAAAAAAAUAUAUAUUAAUAUAUAUAUACAUAUGUAGAAUUUGCGCAGAAAAUUUGCAUUUAUUUACUCUAAUGCAUAAGCAUUUUACACAUAAGAAAUACAUUAUUAUAUAUACCAGUCUAUUACAUAUGUACAUAUGUAUAUAUGCAUCUAGAAAUAAAUUUUUUAAGAAAUAUUCACAUACAUAUCUACUGCAAAUAUUAAAUAUAAAUUUAAGCAAUAAUUUUGUAGAGACUGAUUUAAAAUAGUUUGAAAUGAAUCUAUGCACCUUUACUUGUGUCUUGCUACUAUUUGAAUCAGUCGUAACAAAAUUACAUUUUGCUUAUGUCAUUUACAAACAAAUAAUUAUACAGCCUGCGCUAGCCUUAAGUAACCAGUGUCACCUUAUAUUUACUUAAGUUAAUCGGAAUGCUAUUAAAUGUUAACAUUUUAUUAUUUUGUGUUGAAUAAAUUUUUGCGGUAUAUA